Messenger RNA from Populus trichocarpa (black cottonwood), 3968 nucleotides. Its product is annotated as kinesin-like protein KIN-5D. Gene Ontology annotation, molecular function: plus-end-directed microtubule motor activity; microtubule binding; ATP binding. The transcript is spliced from 23 exons. Gene Ontology annotation, biological process: microtubule-based movement. Lineage: Eukaryota; Viridiplantae; Streptophyta; Magnoliopsida; Malpighiales; Salicaceae. Bases 247 to 3408 code for a protein of 1053 amino acids. The record is from RefSeq and is a predicted model, not a curated record.
CACAUUUAUUGUUUUUUAGUCUAAGAAUUAAAAAAUAAAAAAUAAAAAUCCCUCCUCUCUCCUCUGAACCCAAAAAUAACGCCAUCCAAUCCCAAUUCACCCCGUAACUCUCUCUCUCUCUCGCAGACAGUGAAAUGAUAGAAAGCUGAUUUCUCGAGUGGAAUUUUGUAUACAACACCAUCCAGGACUUUCUUUUUUGUGAGAUCAUUGCAGCGAGUAGGAAUUUGUGUUGAAGAUCAAUCAAUUAUGGACUAUUCGCAGUCGCAGCAGCAGAAGAGAUGCGAUACAGUCCUGCUCUCUCCAGCUCAAACUCCGCGAUCUAGCGUGAGAAGGAGCUUGAGGGAUUCGUUAUCAAUGGACCUGUGGAGUUCGAAUAUCAAGCCUGAUAGAGGAGUCAAUGUGGAGGUCAUUCUGCGUUGCAGGCCAUUAAAUGACGACGAGAAGCAGCUAAAGUUACCUGUAGUGAUUUCAUGCAAUGAGGGUAGAGGAGAAGUUUCUGUGGUCCAAAACACAGCUUAUAAGCAGAUAGAUAAAACCUUUUCCUUUGACAAGGUUUUUGGUCCUACAUCGCAGCAAAAAGAGCUGUUUGAUGAAGCCAUCUCUCCUAUUGUGAAUGAAGUUCUCGAGGGCUACAAUUGCACUAUCUUUGCAUAUGGUCAGACAGGAACGGGAAAAACUUACACAAUGGAAGGCGGCAGAGUAGGAGAAGUAGAGAGUGGAGAAUUUCCUAGUGAUGUAGGAAUAAUUCCAAGGGCAGUUCAGCAAAUUCUUGAUGUUCUUGAAGCUAGAAAUGAGGAAUAUAGCAUGAAAGUUACCUUUCUAGAGCUUUACAAUGAAGACAUAAUGGACCUGCUUGCACCAGAUGAAAGUUUAAAUGGCCCGGAUGACAAGUCCAGGAAGCCAAUAGCCCUCAUGGAAGAUGGUAGAGGUGGUGUUUUUAUAAGAGGUUUGGAGCAGGAAGUUGUUUGCACUGCAGAUGGAAUAUAUAAAAUCUUGGAGAAAGGGUCAGCAAAACGGCACACUGCUGACUCUCUGCUCAAUAUGCAAAGCAGCCGCUCUCACACUAUAUUUUCCAUCACUAUUCAUGUCAAAGAGAGUUCUUCCAAUGGGGAGGAGCUAAUGAAGUGCGGAAAACUUAAUCUUGUUGAUCUUGCUGGUUCUGAGAAUGUAGUACGGUCUGGUGCAAAAGAGGGAAGAGUUAGGGAAGCUGGGGAGAUCAAUAAAAGCUUGCUUACGCUCGGUCGAGUUAUUAAUGCACUAGUUGAACACUCUGGACAUGUUCCAUACAGGGACAGUAAGUUAACAAGAUUAUUGAGAGAUUCGCUUGGUGGGAAUACAAAGACGUGCAUAAUUGCUACAGUAUCACCAUCUAUCCAUUCUUUGGAAGAGACACUCAACACUCUAGAUUAUGCUCAUCGUGCCAAAAAAAUCAAGAACAGACCAGAGGUCAAUCAGAGGGUGGCCAAAUCUGAGUUGAUCAAGGAUCUGUAUAAAGAGAUAGACCGCCAUAGGCAAGAAAUAUAUGCUGAAAGGGAGAAGAAUGGCAUUUAUAUACCACACAACCGUUUCCAAAGUGAAGAAGCUGAGAGGAAGGCCUUGGUUGAGCAGAUUAAGAGCAUGGAAUUUGACUUAGUAUUUAAAGACAAGGAACUCAUGGGGCUUCAGAAGCUUUAUGAUAAGCAGCAAACUUUGACAGCUGAAUUAAGUGAAAAACUCCAAAUGACACAAAAAGAUUUUGAGAAAACUCAAAAUACUUUGCUCGAAAUAGAAGGCAGAAAUAGAAAGGCAAAUGCAAUGAUAAAAGAAAAGGAGCACUUGAUUUCUCAUCUUCUCCAAUCCGAAAAAUCCCUUACAAAACAAGCAUUGGAGCUGCGGGAAGAGCUGGAGCAUGCAGCUUCUGAGGCAUCCAACUUGUUUUCCAAACUUGAACUGCAGGAUAAAUUGGAAAAUGGGAAUAAAAUUCUUGUCCAGAAAUUCCAAACUCAAUUAGCUCAGCAACUUGAUGUUUUGCAUCUAACUGUUGCAGCCUCCGUAACACAACAGGAGGAGCACCUGAAAUCAAUGGAAAAAGAUUUCAAUUACUCUCUGUCUAAAAAAAUGGGGGGUAUUCAAGAACUCACAACCCAAGUCAGACAUCUAAAAAACACGCAUGAAUCUAGCAUUAAAUCUUUGGAUGAUAUAUCUGAAGAGCUUGAUAUGAAUUAUCGAUCAGCAUUUUCAAAUUUGACUUCAGAAGUGUCAAGGAAUUCUUCUGCUCUUGUUGGUCUUUUGGAAGAGAAGUUUCUGGAGAUAAAUGACAUUCUUGAUGAUGUACAAAGGGAUCUCUUUAAUCAACAGGAAAAGCUUGCUGAAUUUGCAGAACAGCAACGCCAGGGUCAUUCCAAAACACUGCAGUUGACAAGAUCCAUGUCUGAAGCUAUGAUGAAGUUCUUUGAGACUUUAGGCACACACACUUCUAGUUUGACCCGAAUUAUGGAAGGGACCCAAAAAAUAAAUGGACAGAAACUCUAUGAUCUUGCAAAGGAGUUUGAGGAUUGCGCUGCUUUUGAGAAAAGGCAACUCUUGGAAAAAGUAGCUGAGCUUCUGGAUAUAUCAAAUGACAGGAAGAAAAACCUGGUUCAAACAGCAAUUAAUAGCCUUUUGGAGAGUACAGCCAGCAGAACCUGCAAGCUACAGAACGAGAUGUCAAAUCUGCAAGAUUUUUCCUGUUCUGUUAAAUCUGAAUUGACAACUCACAUGGAAACAAUAGCAACCAGCUAUCUUGUUGCUACAGCUGUGAUGGAUAACGGAAAGGAUGGUUUUGAAAAAUGCCUUCAACAAUGUAUGUCAAAGGCAAGAAUGGGUGUUUCUCAGUUAAGGAAUGCCCAAGAAUCAGUUCUUGAUGUACAGAAAAGAAACGUUGGUUCUCUUGAUUCCAUUGCCAGGAAUGAAUUGGAAACCAGCGGCAUGAUCCUAUCAAAAGUUUCUUCUUUUGCUUUAUCAGCACUUGAAGAAACUGGCAUUGCAUACAAGUCUCUUCUUUCCUCCAUUGAGAAUUUGUUGAAACUAGAUCAUGACGCACAUAAGAACAUCCGUUCCGUUGCUGUUUCUUCUUUUGAAGAUAUGAAAGGAUCGGGAAGCAAUCACUACCACACAAUUCUUAAGAUCAAGGAAGCUGGGCAAUGUUUUCUGGAUGAAUACAAGGUGAAUGAGCCUUACUGUUUGACACUUGAAAAGAGAUCAUCAAAUACACCAAGCACAGAAUCUAUUAAAGAACUCAGAAACCCAACAUUUCAAAAGUUGUCAAGAACAUUUUCAGGAGAUUCAUCAGUGCAGCAAGAAUCUGAGGAUCAAAAUAUUCUGUCAGAUGUCUGUGAGUCUGUUCGCCCCUUGAGUAAUUCGAGAGUUACUCUCACAGCCAUCAACUGAGGUGGAGAAACUGACAGACAAUAACGACACAGAAACAGGAUCAGUAGGCACAUACUUGCAGAAGAAUAUCUACAGGAAGUAGCGUGCAACUCGUUCAGUUCUGUCGAACAAGAAUUUAUUUUCCAAUUCUUCCCUUCACCAACUUCCAGUAAGUUUCAUUUUGUUGAGAGUCACAGCAUCCAAGGCUCUGCACUAGUCCUAACGGCUAAAUGAAUGUUCAACUUGUUUGAGCCUAUACCAGCCAAGUAAACAUGGAAAUCAGAUUCGAGUUUUUUAAAUGUCAACCACCUUCUAGUUUAAUUUAUUUUUUGAUAUACCAGGAGACUGCAACCCAAAUUCUGCAGGGGAUUGGGAUGAUGUAAGCUGAGCUACAGCUAAUUGGCACAUUACUCUGAAGUAGAUGAUAUCACAGUGAAUUCAGUUGGAUGUGCUUGAUAUGUGCUUGUUCUUAAGAAAUAGUUAUCCAAGGGAAGCUUCCAAGCUGCAUUACCUACAACACUGUUCCUUCUGUAGAAUAACACUACUCAUUUAAAUACUUGCUCACACUUUUUACUCUUUUU